AUGGCUUCCAACGGUGCCUCUCGACAGUAUUUGCCCCUGACCUGCCACGGCCAUUCCCGCCCUGUUCCCCACAUCAGCUUCUCCAGUCUCGAAAAGGAUGGAGAGUAUUUCAUUGUCUCUGCUUGCAAGGACGGCAACCCCAUGCUCCGACACGGCCGCACCGGCGACUGGAUCGGCACCUUCAUCGGGCACAAGGGUGCCACCUGGCAGGCAAAGCAGAGUCCCGACAACAAGAUUGCUGCUUCUGCCUCCGCCGACUUCUCCACCAAGGUCUGGAACGCUCACACCGGUGAGGAGCUCCUAGUUCUCAAACACGAUCACGUCGUCCGCGCUGUCGCCUUCCCGCUGAAUAUCUCCGACAUUCUGGCAACCGGUGGCCACGAGAAGAUCCUCCGUAUCUGGGACCUCAAGUCUGAAGAUCAUAAUGACGAGAGAGUUACUGCUACCGUCGAUGAGGAAACCAAGCACACGACCUACCACAUCCCGCCCGAGAUGGCCCACCAGAUUGGUGACGUUCACCCUGACACCAUCAAGUUCAUCGUUUGGCCCCAGCAGACUACAAUCAUCACUGCAGCAGGCAAGACAUUGCGAUGGCACGACGUGUCCACGCGGAAGCACGUCAAGGAAGAGGUGUUCGACGCGGAGAUCAAGGCCUGCGAGCUUGUCUUUCUCGCUCCGCAGUACACUUCGCCAAACGACGUCGGCGGCGGCUUGCCUGUGCUGAGCAUCGCUGCAGGCAAGAAGGUCGCCUUCUAUGGUGGUGCUGACUGCACCCAGAAAAUCAAGGAAUUCAACCUCUCGCAUGGCGUUGCCAGUGUUGGACUGGAUCUCAAGAACCACAAGUUCGUUGUGGGUGAAGAGCCCGGGACAUGGGCACGCGUCUACGACUGGCAAGGCCAGGAGAUCGAUAUCAUGAAGGGCCACCACGGUCCUAUCUGGAGCAUUCAGUUUUCUCCCGACGGUAAAUUGUACGCGACUGGAUCUGAGGACGGAACGAUUCGCAUGUGGAAGAACUGCGAAGAGGACUACGGUCUUUGGCGCGAUCGGGCAACGGCUACCGCGGAGAGGGUGGAGUAG
Diaporthe amygdali is the source of this 1077-nucleotide messenger RNA. Its product is annotated as serine-threonine kinase receptor-associated protein. Bases 1 to 1077 code for a protein of 358 amino acids. Gene Ontology annotation, cellular component: SMN complex. The record is from RefSeq and is a predicted model, not a curated record. Gene Ontology annotation, molecular function: protein binding; RNA binding. NCBI's taxonomy places the organism in Eukaryota, Fungi, Ascomycota, Sordariomycetes, Diaporthales, Diaporthaceae. The transcript has 2 exons. Gene Ontology annotation, biological process: spliceosomal snRNP assembly.